Messenger RNA from Dovyalis caffra, 204 nucleotides. NCBI's taxonomy places the organism in Eukaryota, Viridiplantae, Streptophyta, Magnoliopsida, Malpighiales, Salicaceae. The record is from the annotation of a GenBank genome assembly.
AUGAAGCCAGCUAGCGUGCAGCAGGCAAAACAGCCUUGUGCUAACAUAGGAAGGAAAAAAAUAAGGGGUGGGGAUGGCGGUGGCCGCGGCUGCUUUGAACAUAAGCCACUCAUGGCAAACGGUGUUGGAGGAGGGAGGAGAAAGUCUGAAAGGUCGGCUUAUAGUAUUUUGAACUAUAGACCGCGAGCAGCUUGGUCUAUUUAA